Aspergillus thermomutatus is the source of this 837-nucleotide messenger RNA. RefSeq names its product putative RNA binding protein Tma22 (gene tma22). Gene Ontology annotation, biological process: translation reinitiation; formation of translation preinitiation complex. The transcript is spliced from 2 exons. Bases 1 to 837 code for a protein of 278 amino acids. The record is from RefSeq and is a predicted model, not a curated record. Gene Ontology annotation, molecular function: mRNA binding; translation initiation factor activity. Lineage: Eukaryota; Fungi; Ascomycota; Eurotiomycetes; Eurotiales; Aspergillaceae.
AUGGCCCCGCGCGCCGUUGGUAUCGAUAUCCAUCAUGCAGUUGUUUUGUACACCCAUCGCCUGAGCUUAGAUUCCCAAUUCGGAAACCAUAUCAAGAUGGCAGAGGUAGCGCAAAAUUCUCCUGCUGACGCUCAGGCCAAGCAAGUUGUCUAUUGUGGUGGUAAGUCCCAUGGUCCUCAAUCCGAUGCGAAUAUUCCUGCUCGGCCCGUGGCACAGGCAGCAGUUAUAAAGAUAUCGCAGCAUGAGGAUGUUAACUCGAAAGUGUUCCAGUACUGUGAAUUUGGCGGUACCGCAAAGAAGUGCGAAGAAUGGUUGAAGGAUAAUUAUGCGGAUUUAUACCAGCGGUUAUACUCGGAAGGUAUGCUUGCGCAUCUUUUUCGGCUAUCAAGCAGCAGUGAGAGGCCAACUGAGAUUCCUGGUGUAGAAGCCCUCAGCUCCAAUCUGUCCGAGCUGUCAGUGUCCGUUCGGGAGCGUGCAGCUAAAGACGCCGCCAAGAAGGAGGCGAAAGCUGCCGCUGCUGAAGCACGCGACGCAGAGCGGAAGGCAGCGGCCAAGAUUCAGAUCAAGCGUGUUGAGCGCAACAAACGCAAACACGUCACUGUUAUCACAGGGUUGGAAGUACAUGGUUUGGAAAACAAGAAAGUCGCAAAGGAAUUGGGAAAGAAAUUCGCUACUGGUUCCUCGGUGACGAAGUCACCCGCAGGGGUCGAGGAAAUCACAGUUCAAGGUGACGUUAGUGAGGAUGUUCAAGAGUGGCUUCUGGAAGUAUAUGGGAAGGAAAUCCCUGAGUCCAACAUCGAGCUUGUCGAGGAUAAGAAGAAGAAGACAAGUGGCUGA